AAAGGAAGAAGAAAAAGAGACUUCGGUGGUACCGUUCCUUGCUGUGCAUCCCAAAAAACCCCAACUUGCUGCAAUUCAUCAUGCAAUAAUAGACUGCUCUGUAAUUCGUGUCCCCAGCGAACUGGCAACUAAUGAUGAGCACCACCAAGGAGGCAAUGGCCGCUGCGGAUGGUGGGAGCAGAAGAAGGGGCACUACUGGCCCCAAAGCAGGUUCUGUUUGGGAGAGCAGAAUGAAGCUCGACCAAGUUAAAGGUGGGAUCAAAAUCAAAGCCUUCGACGCCAUUCAUGAUGGAAUUAUUGCUCACUCCACUCCGCGAAAAUCUUCCGCCACAGCUUCUCCUGAGCCGCAGAUCGACAAAGGAGUGAUCGAUUCGGAUAGUGACAAUGCGCGUCCCAAACAAGGUGCUAUCGGUUUGAGCGGCAAGAGGAAGACAUGGAAAUCGGAGAAUCCUGAGGGAAGCCCUAGCCCUAUCAUUCAAAUUGCGCGCCAGAGAUCUGAAUCUGGCCAGCAGGUGAAGGAAGUCGCCGUCUGCGGAGAUGAUGAGAUGAACGAUUCGGAGACGAUGAAAUCUGAGCCGUCCGAUGGGAAUUCACUUGAUCAAUUGGUUACAGAGUUGGAGAAGAAGCUUCCAGAUGAGCUUAACGAGGUGAGAUCUGAACACCGACAUUUUGUAGAGAAGGAAGCCAUCUCGAGCAAUGUGAACCGUCGGAUCAAGCCUCCAUCCGACGGUGGAGGAGUGGGCGGCAGCGCUCUGGUUGUUAAGGAAGUCACUUCGCAAGAGCCACAGAAACCGAAGAAGAAAGCUGUGGCUGAAGAGAAGAAACUCAUCCACAGCAAUGCAAAGCCUGUCAAAAUUCCUGCAAGUCAUGUCAAAUUGCGUCGCCCAAUUCCAUCAAAAUCCAGUCCAGACGAGGAGAGAAGUUCCCCUGAAAUUCCCAGAACCAGCGGCAAACUUCAAAGCUUUGUUGACUUGGUAAUGUGGAGAGAUGCAUCAAAAUCAGCAUUUGUUUUUGGGAUUGGGACAUUUGCAAUUAUUUCUUCAUCAUUCACAAAUGAUCUCAACAUCAGUUUUAUUUCUGUAGUUUCUUACUUGGGCCUUGUCUACCUUGCUGCAAAUUUUAUCUUCAGAUCCCUUAUUUCCAGGGGAUCGAUAGAGGUAGCUAAUGGCUCGAAUGAAGAGUAUGUUAUUGGGGAAGAAGAAGCCAUUAGGGUGACAAAAAUGUUUCUACCAUAUUUGAAUGAGUUUCUUGUGAAUUUGAAGGACCUUUUUUCAGGGGAUCCCGCGACAACGAUGAAGUUGGCUGUGAUGCUGUUUGCUUUGGCACAAUGUGGAGGCUCCAUUACCAUCUGGAAAGUGGUGAAAUUAGGUUUUUUUGGAGUAUUUAUUGUGCCCAAACUCUGCUGUACCUACUCUUCUCGCAUGACUGCUCAAGGUUCAUUCUGGGUACGCCGAUUUUCCGAUGCUUGGAAGUCAUGCUCUCACAAGAAAAUAGUAGGCUUUGUUGUUUUCACUGCGGUUUGGAAUUUGGCCUCGCUCAUUGCCCGGAUAUGGAUGGCUUUCAUGUUAGUUGUGGUGAUAAAGUACUACCAGCAGUCAUCACCGUGCACAACCGAAGAAGCCCGGAGUCCAGCCGAUACAGGAAAGCAAAACAAAGUGAGUUGAAACUACAUCGAUAUAUAGACACGCACACACACACACACAUAUAUAUAUAUAUAGAUAUAUAUGUGCCUUUAAGAAUAAGUGAAUUCAUACAGAGUCUAUCUGUGAUACUGAUGUCUUUCCUUAGUUUAGUUCAGGAAUAAAUGUUCUAAUAGUUUUGUAAGUAGGAAUCAGUGUAUUCUUUCAUUUUUAUUUAUUUUUUAAAGUAAUAAUGAUAAGCAGCAAUGUUGGUAUAAUAUACUUUGCAUGUGGUAUUUCAAU
Molecule: messenger RNA, 1922 nt
Organism: Andrographis paniculata
Lineage: Eukaryota; Viridiplantae; Streptophyta; Magnoliopsida; Lamiales; Acanthaceae
Product: reticulon-like protein B21
Exons: 9
Coding region: 132-1664 (510 amino acids)
Source: RefSeq, a predicted model, not a curated record